AUGCCUAUCGACCGCCAGCUCUUCAUCACUCUCCACAAAGUCACCGUCAACGCUAGAGCUUACUUGGCAGAUCUGGACGAUCUGAUGCAAAUAGAGGCUGAUUGUGAAGCUCUGGUCCAACAGCAACAACAACAAGAACAAGAAGACGUAGAAGAAGAAGACGUCAAAGAAGAAGUCGUCUACUUGACUCCUACUGAAGAUGAAGCAUAA
Messenger RNA from Zychaea mexicana, 210 nucleotides. RefSeq lists its product as uncharacterized. The record is from RefSeq and is a predicted model, not a curated record. The transcript has 2 exons. Bases 1 to 210 code for a protein of 69 amino acids. Lineage: Eukaryota; Fungi; Mucoromycota; Mucoromycetes; Mucorales; Lichtheimiaceae.